This is a messenger RNA of Drosophila serrata, 3940 nucleotides long. RefSeq lists its product as uncharacterized. Lineage: Eukaryota; Metazoa; Arthropoda; Insecta; Diptera; Drosophilidae. The record is from RefSeq and is a predicted model, not a curated record.
AACAAACAAAGCAGAGGCAGAGGCAGGGGCAGAAGCCAAAGCAAAAACAAACCCACACACACCUGCUGCCCGCUUCAAGUUUGUGUGUUAGUUUUUGAGAUCUUUUUUUUUGGUCCAGGCCCAAAAGGCGUACGAAAAAGUGCACACCGAGUCGAGAUUUUCCGGUGGAAAAUUGGAAAACCGGAGCAGGACUAAGGAGACAGGAGCCACGGGCCAGAAGAAGCGCCCAGCGGAAGAACAAGACUCCCCCAAAAAGCAAACCGAUGAGACUGUCAACAUGGCCAAGUGAAUGAAAAUAUGAAGAAAAUCCAUCCAUAUUUCGUAUUUCGUGGAGCUCUGGGAAAAGUGUUUUGAAAAGUGUGUGCUGGUGCGUGUGUGGAAAUGCUUGAUCGCAGCUGAGGAUUAUUGAUUCCGUCGAAUUACGGAUUGCACAAUCCGUUCGAAUAAAAAUAAAAAAUAAACCCAACAUCGAAUAACGUAAAAGGCCAAACGCAAUAUAUACAUAUAUAUAUAUAGAAAAAUAAAUCUUCGGCAAACAGUUGCAGCUGCCUACUUAGGCUAAUUGAUUUUCAUUUCGGUUUCUGUUUUUAACAUUUGUUUGUUAGCUGACUUGUUUGUUUGUUUCUUUGCUUGCAAUGAGGCGUUCAAAAGCUGCCAAUCACAACAACAACAAGAAAAUCUUCAACAACAUUUACAACAACAGUUACAACAACUCACCAAAUGAACAGAAAAAACAGGCAAAAAACCAACAAGCACAAGUACAUGAAGCUGAAGCUACGCGACAAUUGCGUUUGCGCUUUUCCCUGUUUUUUUAAUUAAUUUUAAGUGUCGCCGGUAUUUCGUUGGCCCUUUUGCGAUAGGGGAAAAAAGCACAGAGAGAGAGAGAGAGCGAGGGAGAGAGAGUGUGAGGAAAUCCUCCGGAAAUCGGCAAUUUAAUUUACAAUACAACAUUAGUACGGGACAUAAAAACGGAUAAAGGCGAGCAGCAAAAGGAGCACCGAAAAUGUUUGCCGGAAUUAGGAAGCGACUGGCACGCAAGCAAAACGAGAAGGACUGCGAUGAGGAUGACAAGGACGAUGUGCACGAUGCAAUGCCGCCGCCACCGAAUUACAUACAAAUAUCCCAGGGCAGGAUACAGCUGGUGCAUCAGCCCCGAACUCCCGUGGAAUCGGAGGUGGGGACUCUGUCCCUGGAGCGGCAUGGCGGCUCAAGCUUUGGCUCUGGCUCAGGAUCCGGAUCGGGAUCUGGUUCUGGAUCUGGUGGCUGUGAUAAGGAUUUGUUGGAGAAGCGGAUGAUUGAAGUUGAAGGCGCUCUGCUGCGUUUGCAGGAGGAGUUCCAGAAAAGCCAAUGCGGGUCGCCAACGUUCGAGAAGGAAUUGCGCGAACAAAUUGAGAACAUGAAUCGCAUUAUGAAAUCCAAAGAACGCAAGCAAAUGCAGACAUGUCGGGAUCACAAGGCACUGCAGACUCGCUUUGCCCGCCAGGAGAAUCUUCUGCAGUCAAUGCAGCAGGAGAACCGUGCCUUGCUCACCCGUAUCCGGCAGUAUGAGCAUUGCCUGGAUGACGUGAUGCGCAAGGUGGUGGAUGCCAUUGUGGCUGAGGAUAAUCUCCGGGAGGAGGUGAGCAUGCUGAAGGGCAGGGUGCGUGACCUGGAGGCACAGAAUGCGGCCUUAUCUGCCAGUCCGGUAAAGGGACGAGACGAAGGUUACUGCACCAUGAGCAGUGGACAACCGCAGCCCUCGAAUGGACAUCUGGAGGAUCUGCCAGAGGAACCAGAGCAGUGGCUUCUACCCGCCGAGCCCUGCUCCACGGAAAUGGAGGACUGGAGCAUGUCGCAGGAGGAGCUGGCUGUGAUGACCUUUGACGAUGAGCGGGAUCAGCAACAUCAUCUCCUGCAGCAGCAGCAGCGAAGGAAGCGGGAUCGAGAACACGACUGGCUGUGGCCCUCAAGUGACUUUAUUAACUCUACCACCGUUGAGACGGAUUCUGUGGCCGAUGGGAUUGCCCAGCUGCUACAGCAGAAGAUUGUUUACUCCGAGGACGAGGAGGUGGCCUGCACGGACUUUACCAAUGACUUUUACAAACUGGUCAACAUACGCUCCAACUCCUCGCGUAGCCUUUAUUCCUACUUAGAGGGUGAAACGGAUGACGAGGAUGACGAGGAGGAUGAGGAUGGCGAAGACUCCAGCAUGUCAGAGAGCCAGGUGGGACCUGUGGGACGCACUAAUGGCGGUAGUCCUACACCCAGCGAAGCAGGCAGGGCCCAGCUGACCAGCUGUUCCUCCAGCGAAACGGAAGAACUGUCCCUUAGUCAGGUGAAAAAGGACGAGGAGCCUGACUAUGCGGUCAUCGAUGAGUGCCGGCGACGGGUCAGCGACAUAGAGAUCGAGGAUGUACCUCUGAUUGUAAGCAGUAGUACACCCAUGAAGCCCUUGGAUGAGCAGCAGUGCAUAGCCCAGAUCAUCAAGAGUGAACUGCGUAGGCCUCCGCAUGUCCUUGUCAAGUCGAAAUCGGUGCUGGAGGAUCAAGAGCCCAGCUGUAUCCUGCGACACAAUCAGCGCCGCGAACUGGAGUCCACCGUGGUGCGCAGCGAUAGCAUCAGCUGUGCCAUGAUGUCGAAGAUGGCCAAAGAACUGGUGCCUCCGUCACCGGGAAUGGUGACCAAGCUGAAGGAGCGAAUGCUGAUGAGGCAGGCAUCCACGCCGCCAACGACCAGCUCGUGGCGAAGGAGUAAUGGCUGGAAAAGGGUCACAUCGCCAGUGCAUCCACCAGCGGCAGUUUCGCCAAAGAAGAAGGAAGCCAAGUCAACGGAGCUGCCAAAGAGUGGCCUGCCCACCAGAAUUCCAACGAGCAUACAUUCAUCGGUGUCCUCGUCCUCCUCGAUGUCCUCAUCCUGUUCGCCCUCGCCAUCCUCCCCAUCGCCGCAGUCUCCGCAGCAGCAGCAACAGCAGCAGCAAAAAUCCCCCGGCCAACAGCAGCCACAGCGAAAAUCCAAGAUUCCUCCGCCCGUUCCCGUGCGACGAUCCUAUGCGAGUUAAGGAACCCGCCACUCUGCGAAAUCUCAAAUCAAUAAUCGUCAAGCUAACAAAUAUUUAAAGAUUUAAAAGACUAAAUUGUGAUAUAUUCAAACAAAAAAACAAAACAAAACCGAACAGACACGUUGAAGGAGCAGGAUUAGGAGGAGCAAGCGAGUAUUUAUAUGUAUAUUGUACAUUUUUUGGAGAUGUUUUACCUUGUAAGCGGCACUGCCAACAACUGUUUCCCCCGAGAUACGAAUUACCAUUACCAAAUCGCAGGGCUCGCCCUGCUCUAUGCCGUAUAUUUUGUAGAGCAGGCGGACGCAGCCACCAAAUCAGUGGGUUAUACUAACUAAAAUGGGACAAUUUGAUUGAUUUCAAACUGAAUUCAAACUACUUACUAUUAGCUAUGAAAACUAAAAACUGUAGUCUUCCGCACACCACUCGAGUGUAUUCGAAGUAAUAGCAUUUUGUAGGACAUGGUUAAUCACAUAAACUAAAAGGGAAACUAAGCUAAAUCACACACAGACACAGCAGUUGAACAUUUGCAUUUAAGGGUGAAAUAUUUCAAAGUGUUUACAAUGCAGUAUAUGUAGAAUGCAUAUAGUACGACAUAUAUAUCUAUACGGUUUCUAAGCGAACAUUAAAAAACGACAAAACAUAACAAUAAAUGAAAAUCUGUACAUAAAAAGGCUCUUCUCUUCAAACCGUAGUUGGCGUUAGCUCCGGCUCCUCAGGGGCUGCUGCCACCGACUAAUUUAUCGCAGCAGCAUCCCGCAUCCUAAUUAUAUAACUAAACUACACACCCUAUCUAUGUAGAACAGAACAGGCACUAUUAUAUAUGAUCGAGGUGGGAAGAAACGUGCGUAGUUGUGUAAGCUCGUAUAUAAACAUUAUAAAUGUAUUUUCUUAGCGUAGCCAGUA